ACUCAGUGUAGCCCCUGAACCCAGCAGGGCUGCCAACCAUGGAGGUCCGUAUCAACGUUUCAAGGCAGCAGGUAGAGAAAGUGUUUGGGCUGGAGGAAUACUGGUGCCAGUGUGUGGCAUGGAGCUCCUCGGGGACCACCAAAAGUCAGAAGGCCUACAUCCGGAUCGCCUAUUUGCGCAAGAACUUUGAGCAGGAGCCAUUGGCCAAAGAAGUAUCCCUGGAACAGGGCAUCGUGCUGCCUUGUCGCCCCCCAGAAGGCAUCCCUCCUGCCGAGGUGGAGUGGCUCCGAAAUGAGGACCUCGUGGACCCCUCCGUCGAUCCCAAUGUCUACGUCACACGGGAGCACAGCCUAGUGGUGCGGCAGGCCCGCCUGGCCGACACUGCCAACUAUACCUGCGUGGCCAAGAACAUCGUAGCCCGUCGCCGCAGUGCCUCUGCUGCUGUCAUUGUUUAUGUGAACGGUGGGUGGUCGACGUGGACUGAGUGGUCCAUCUGCAGCGCCAGCUGUGGGCGUGGCUGGCAGAAACGGAGCCGGAGCUGCACCAACCCGGCACCUCUCAACGGGGGCGCCUUCUGUGAGGGGCAGAAUGUCCAGAAAACAGCCUGCGCCACUCUGUGCCCAGUGGACGGGAACUGGGGUUCAUGGAGUAAGUGGUCGGCCUGUGGGCUUGACUGCACCCACUGGCGGAGCCGUGAGUGCUCUGACCCAGCACCCCGCAAUGGAGGUGAGGAGUGCCGGGGUGCUGACCUGGACACCCGCAACUGUACCAGUGACCUCUGCCUGCACACUGCUUCCGGCCCUGAGGACGUGGCCCUCUACAUCGGCCUUGUUGCUGUGGCCGUGUGCCUCAUCCUGCUGCUGCUUGUUCUCAUCCUCAUUUACUGCCGAAAGAAGGAGGGACUGGACUCAGACGUGGCCGACUCGUCCAUCCUCACCUCAGGCUUCCAGCCUGUCAGCAUCAAACCCAGCAAAGCGGACAAUCCCCAUCUGCUCACCAUCCAGCCAGACCUCAGCACCACCACCACCACCUACCAGGGCAGUCUGUGUCCCCGGCAGGACGGGCCCAGCCCCAAGUUCCAGCUCUCCAAUGGUCAUCUGCUCAGCCCACUGGGCAGUGGCCGCCAUACGCUGCACCACAGCUCACCCACCUCUGAGGCUGAGGACUUUGUCUCCCGCCUCUCCACCCAAAACUACUUUCGUUCCCUGCCCCGUGGUACCAGCAACAUGGCCUACGGGACCUUCAACUUCCUCGGGGGCCGGCUGAUGAUCCCUAAUACAGGAAUCAGCCUCCUCAUCCCCCCAGAUGCCAUCCCCCGAGGAAAGAUAUAUGAGAUCUACCUCACACUGCACAAGCCAGAAGACGUGAGGUUGCCCCUAGCUGGCUGUCAGACCCUGCUGAGUCCCAUCGUUAGCUGUGGGCCCCCUGGAGUCCUGCUCACCCGGCCAGUCAUCCUUGCCAUGGACCACUGCGGAGAGCCCAGCCCUGACAGCUGGAGCCUGCGUCUCAAAAAGCAGUCCUGCGAGGGCAGUUGGGAGGACGUGCUGCACCUUGGUGAGGAGUCGCCCUCCCACCUCUACUACUGCCAGCUGGAGGCUGGUGCCUGCUAUGUCUUCACUGAGCAGCUAGGCCGAUUUGCCCUGGUGGGAGAGGCCCUCAGCGUGGCUGCCACCAAGCGCCUCAGGCUCCUCCUGUUUGCUCCUGUGGCCUGCACUUCCCUGGAGUACAACAUCCGUGUGUACUGCCUGCACGACACCCAUGAUGCACUCAAGGAGGUGGUGCAGCUGGAGAAGCAGCUGGGUGGACAGCUAAUCCAGGAGCCUCGAGUCCUGCACUUCAAAGACAGUUACCACAACCUGCGUCUGUCCAUCCACGACGUGCCCAGCUCCCUGUGGAAGAGCAAGCUCCUAGUCAGCUACCAGGAGAUCCCUUUCUAUCACAUCUGGAAUGGCGCUCAGCAGUAUCUGCAUCGCACCUUCACCUUGGAGCGGAUCAAGCCCAGCACCAGUGACCUGGCCUGCAAGGUGUGGGUGUGGCAGGUGGAAGGCGAUGGGCAGAGCUUCAGCAUCGACUUCAACAUCACUAAGGACACGAGGUUUGCUGAACUGCUGGCUCUGGAGAGUGAAGGGGGGGUCCCAGCCCUGGUGGGCCCCAGUGCCUUCAAGAUCCCCUUCCUCAUUCGGCAGAAGAUCAUUACCAGCCUGGACCCACCCUGCAGCCGGGGUGCCGACUGGCGGACUCUAGCCCAGAAACUUCACCUGGACAGCCAUCUUAGCUUCUUUGCCUCCAAGCCCAGCCCCACAGCCAUGAUCCUCAACCUAUGGGAGGCACGGCACUUCCCCAACGGCAACCUCGGCCAGCUGGCGGCAGCGGUGGCCGGACUGGGCCAGCCAGAUGCUGGCCUCUUCACAGUGUCAGAGGCCGAGUGCUGAGACUAGCCAGGCCUUUGACGCCUACACUCUCACCAGCUUUGGCACCUGCCAGGGACAGGCAAAAGCCAGACAGGGGCCCUACCCCCACACCCGGGGAGAGCUGCUUGGACAGGCCCCCUCCUGGCUGAAGUUGUCCCUUGAUGCUGGUCCUUCAGACCCUGCCCAAACUCCAUCCCUCCAUGGCCUGCCUGGCCAGGUUGGUAUCGCCACCUGCUCUUACUCUGCCCUGGUCCCAGGGCCCAGAGUGGACAGUGCCUGGAGCCUGGGCUGAGCCCAGCCCAUCUGUGUGUGUGUGUGUAUGCGUGUGAUGCUACCUCUCCUCCUGUCCCUUGCCAGGGGCCCCGCAUACACACGGCAUGCGCACACAUGCUGGGCUUGGGACAUGGCCCCCAGAGCUCCUGCCUGAGGUGGGCCUUAUGCAAACAUUUCUGUGCCUGCUGGGUAGGGGUAUAUUUGAGGGGCCUGGCUUCAAGCCUGGGGGACUAAGGGCCCCAGCUGGACAGGGGCUGGCCCUUGGAUUCAGGCACACGAUCACCACACAGGCAUGUGUUCGUGCAUGCCUUGUGUGCUCAUCUCACACGCACCCUUCUCCCAGGUCAUGCAGGACCCUCCCCCACUACACACAUCUCAUGCUGUGCACCUGGAGGCUGCUCAUGUCUCUCACACCCGGUGUCGGUACACAUCUGCCUCUCACAUGCUGCCCUUCUCCCACCCACCCAGGGACACCCGAUGGCU
Molecule: messenger RNA, 3167 nt
Organism: Acomys russatus (golden spiny mouse)
Lineage: Eukaryota; Metazoa; Chordata; Mammalia; Rodentia; Muridae
Gene: Unc5a
Product: unc-5 netrin receptor A
Exons: 14
Coding region: 39-2432 (797 amino acids)
Biological process (GO): anterior/posterior axon guidance; netrin-activated signaling pathway
Cellular component (GO): membrane
Molecular function (GO): protein binding; netrin receptor activity
Source: RefSeq, a predicted model, not a curated record